AUGGUCGAAAGAACAGCGGAUCAGCGGAUUCGUACGACGGAAUGGGAGGAGGUGCAGUACAAAUUCGGAAAUCGCGUUGGGAAAUAUGCCACUAACGAGGUGGAGCUACUCGCCCAAAAGAUUGCUGAUAACAAUUUAAAUGCUCCUCUCAAAGCAUACGAUCCUCAUGAAGAGAAGGUGAUGGACAAAGUGGAGCGUGGCGGAUACGACACGGGACGGGCUGAGGAAGAAGGAGGCCCAGCUUUUGAUGAUGCAUUGCCUGAUGAUGACGAUGAGGCUCUCGCUGCAUUUCGUAGGAAGCGACUGGCGGAGCUGCAGCGGCAGAAGGAAGUGGAGCGGUUUGGUGUACUUCGUCAUGUCUCAGGUGCGGAUUACAUGACGGAGGUUACCGAGGCCUCUAGCACUAACUGGGUUGUUGCGGUGCUAAUUAAGCCUGGCCAUGACAACUGCGAGGCGUUGCUGUCAGUCAUGCGAGUAGCGGCCCAGCGUCAUCGUGACGUGAAGUUUCUUUCUAUGGUGUCAACGGAGGCUAUAAAAAACUUUCCCGACCGUCACCUCCCUUGUGUGCUGCUGUAUAGGGAUAAGAAGCUGGAGAACCAGCUGACGGAGGUUGCUUCGUGGAAAGGGAAGCAAAAUAGACUUUCUCUAGAAUCGGUGGAGCGGGUUCUACAUCGCUAUGGUGUGAUCCGAAACACUGAUUAUGACCACGAUGAUGAUGAUGAUGAUGCAUGA
Messenger RNA from Trypanosoma brucei brucei TREU927, 732 nucleotides. RefSeq lists its product as hypothetical. NCBI's taxonomy places the organism in Eukaryota, Euglenozoa, Kinetoplastea, Trypanosomatida, Trypanosomatidae. The transcript has a single exon. Gene Ontology annotation, biological process: protein folding. Gene Ontology annotation, cellular component: cytoplasm. The record is from RefSeq and is a predicted model, not a curated record. Bases 1 to 732 code for a protein of 243 amino acids.